Molecule: messenger RNA, 1152 nt
Organism: Aspergillus fumigatus Af293
Lineage: Eukaryota; Fungi; Ascomycota; Eurotiomycetes; Eurotiales; Aspergillaceae
Source: RefSeq, a predicted model, not a curated record
AUGUCUCACGCCCUCUCCCCUCCAUUCACUCCGGACAGCGAGUUCGCUGGUCUAGAGACACCCCGCGUGCCAUCUGAGAGCUUGAGCAUCACGGCGCUGGCCCGCUUCGAGUUCGAGGCUGGCAAAGGAAAUGAUGGCACUAAGAUUCUCAUGAUCGAAUGGGAUGACGACGACCUCGGCCGCUCGUCGAAUUACCCUGGAGGCUCAUGGCACGUUUCAUGGGAGGGCAAGACGACGGUCCUCCCAGCCGAUGAGCGAACAAGCGAAAACACUCGCCGCUUCUACUUCCUUUUGCCGCCUCAUGCUACCAUUCCUCCCGUGGUGACCUUAUCCUACGAGCCUCCCGCCACAUGUUCGACAUCUUCGACACCGACACAGAAGACCAGUUCGCUUCAACUGAACCCGCUACCUGCUAUCUUUCCUCCGGAGUUAGGUGCCACUGGUCGCUCGGCCGGAAAGAAGGGUGUUUUGCAUACGAUCUGGGCAAAGAAGCGGCUGCAGGUCUUGGACAAGGAGAUACGGGAGGAAUGCAUGAACAAUGCGGAAGGUGUUGCGCUGCACAUGGCGCUGCAGGAGAAGGAAUGGAUUGAGAGCAAUUUCGGAGUGGGAUCCAAGUCGGAAGCCCAGACGCAGAGCAUGCAAGAUUCGCAAUAUCCGAUGGGUCCCGCUACGCCAGUGUCUCCCACUAGCGGAGGUAAGCUGGGCGAGAAGCUCAAGGGACUCAAGUUGCAGACCAGUCAGCGGGAACUGUCCCCAAAGGCGGAUGGUAUGGGCUCGUCGCGUUCCUCCAGUUCGAUGCCAACUAACGGGGUAGUAGCAUCCUCGAACGCGCGCCAUCUCCUUUCCCCCCAGUCGCCUGACGUGGCCGUCUCUUCGUUCAACUCCUUCCACACAAUGCAACCCAUGUCCAACGUUUUGCAUCCCUCCCCCGCGCCAGAUACCAGUCUUCGGACGGUGGUGCACUAUCCGCCGGAAUCCAUCCAAGCACAACAAAACAGCAGUGAGCACAACAGCGGGUUUGCAUCCAUGACUACAAUUACACGCACAUCAAGCGCCGACUCCGGCGAGGACCUGUUCGCCAAAGCGCUGAGUCCCAGAUCGCCCGACCUGCCGCGGAGUCCAUUCUCGUUUGCCCCCGAGACAGUGAUCUGA